AUGGUGAUUUUAGUGGAGGGAACAGCCAUAGUAACAUCACUAUCAUCAGUUUUGCAUGACAGCAACGAAUUCCCCAAUCCAGAGACAUUUGAUCCUGGUCAUUUUUUGGAUGCAAAAGGAAACUUUAAGAAAAGUGACUACUUUAUGCCUUUCUCAACAGGAAAACGAGUGUGUUUAGGAGAAGGUCUGGCCCGCAUGGAGCUGUUUCUGUUCCUGACCACCAUUUUACAGAACUUCAAGCUGAAAUCUCUGGUUCCCCCAAAAGACAUCAAUGAUACCCCACAAGUCAAUGUAAUUUCUGUAUCACCUCCCCCUUUACAGCUCUGCUUCAUUCCUGUCUAA
Molecule: messenger RNA, 342 nt
Organism: Microtus oregoni (creeping vole)
Lineage: Eukaryota; Metazoa; Chordata; Mammalia; Rodentia; Cricetidae
Product: cytochrome P450 2C26-like
Exons: 3
Coding region: 1-342 (113 amino acids)
Biological process (GO): xenobiotic metabolic process
Cellular component (GO): cytoplasm; intracellular membrane-bounded organelle
Molecular function (GO): oxidoreductase activity, acting on paired donors, with incorporation or reduction of molecular oxygen, reduced flavin or flavoprotein as one donor, and incorporation of one atom of oxygen; heme binding; iron ion binding
Source: RefSeq, a predicted model, not a curated record